Molecule: messenger RNA, 2751 nt
Organism: Mycosarcoma maydis (corn smut)
Lineage: Eukaryota; Fungi; Basidiomycota; Ustilaginomycetes; Ustilaginales
Exons: 1
Biological process (GO): cytoskeleton organization; small GTPase-mediated signal transduction
Cellular component (GO): plasma membrane; cytoplasm; cell division site
Molecular function (GO): GTPase activator activity
Source: RefSeq, a predicted model, not a curated record
AUGAGCUUGCCGUCAUCACUCACGGUGGUCUAUCCACCCUCGUUUCAAAACUCGUUCUGGUCCCAUCCUUCGUACCGUCCAGGCGCAUACAGUCUCUACACCAAGCUUCAAGCGGGUCUCGACGAGAACGAGUCCAUCCUGGCCUUUGUCGCGCACCGCGCAGAGCUUGAAUACAACCAUGCAGAGGCGCUCGCAACUCCACCACCUCCGCCCUCGUUUGCUGCUCCGCUCUUCAAGCAGUCUGCCGGUAUUCUUCACGAGGUACUACCUCUCGAUGGCGGCGCUUCCUCCGCUUCCACCCGAGGUUUUGCUGCCAACACCUCGGCCACCUCGCGCGCAUUCAGAAUGAUCCAGGCAGAGACCAACACAGCGCACGCAAACGCUCACGGCAAGAUUGCACGUCACCUGGAAAAUUCCAUCCUCGGACCGUUUGGCAAGUGGGCUGCCGAUCACAGACAACGCAUCACGCAGAGCUGGGAACACGUCGAUGCCACUCUGACACGCUUCGAACGUCAAAAGUCGGAAGUCGACAAGCUCAAACUCAGCUACGAGAACAAGUGCCGCACCGCCGACGAAGCCGAAGAUGAUGUGCGCUUUGCUGCUAUCGACGAAUCGGAUGGUGUUCAGUCACCUCCUCCAUCUUCGGACCCGGCGCUUCCAUCUCCUGGCUCAUCAGCCUCUGGACUGCAGCGCAGCGCUGGAUCCAUCGACAGCACCAAGUCGGCCGAAUCUGCAGAGCACAAGCCAGAUCCCGAGAAACUCAAGCGUCGAGAGACGGUUCGAAAGCAGUUUGGUUUCACUCAGCGAGCCACCUCGGCCACGAUCACUCCACCAUCCAAGCAAACCGAGUUUGCCGGCGUCAAGCUUCCGCCUCUGCCCACCGAGACGGAAGGUCAGGCUCUUCAGAGUGGCGCAGAGACGGGCGCGCCAGCUUCGAGCCUCAGGCGCUCCGGCACCAUCUCGGCCUUGGUCACUUCCGCAGUCGAAAAGAUGCCCGCCCCCAUCAAGGCAGCCGUCAACGGUGUCGUCUCCGCUGAGCCACGUCAUCUCCGACUGAGGCGCGAAGCUGACAACGCCGAAAAGGUAUACGAGGAGUCUGUUCGCAACCUCGAUCGAACGCGCUGUCAAGUCGAAGAGGUGCUCUUUGAGCAUUAUGGCCUCACUCAGCGCUGGGAGGCGGACCGCAUUCGAGCCGUCCAUUCGGUGCUUGCCUCGUACAAUCAGGCUGUCUCGGCUCAAGUGCCCAUCUUGCAACAGUCGAGCACUCGCUCUUUCCAAAUUCAUCAAGGUCUUGAUCCCUCGCUCGAGCUGCGUGCGCUGAUCCGCCAGGCGAGGACGGGCGCCUUCCAUCCUACCAUUCAACGCUUCCAGCCGUACUACCACGACGAAAUCUCACUCGGCCGCAAAGUUGGUCCGCACGGUGUCGCGCAUGGCUGGCUUGUUAAGAAUGGCGGAUUUGGGCUGAAUCUGUCGCUCGUGGAGCGUCUCGAGUACCUCGAACGACUCGAGCGCCAACAGUCGGCGACCGAUGCCGACUCGACGUCGAGCAUGCAUGGUGCUGCACAAGAGCUUGCUCUGCUUCCGCCCGUACUGACGGCGCUCUUGGAAGCGUUGGAGCGCGCCUACCAAGACUCUGAGCGGUGGUCUGCGCGGGUCAGAGCGCUGUCACCGUCUGCCAGUCGCACCGAGGACAAGGCGGAUGAUGAACAAGUGCAAGCUGCGCAACCGGAUGCGCAGCUGAUCGGCCAGGAAAAGCGCAACGUGUGGAUCCUCGAGGUUCCGCUGUCCAUCACGCAUCGUCUGCGAGACGCGCUGAUUGCGCACCUCAACCCGUCGCUUGCGGACCUCAUUUAUGGCAGCGCCAACAGCGCCGAUGCUGCCAACGGUGCCAAGCCGGUCCCGGACAAGUUGCUGGAUUCGUACGAUCCACCGGUGCUCGCGGCGUGUGUAAAGUUGUGGUUGCUCGAACUCGAGCAUAGUCUCAUCACGGAGGAUCUGUGGGAUCAGAUCGACGCGAUCUACCGUGCUGCUGCGGCGCAAGAGCACGAUGCGCUCGCUGCGGCUAAACGUACGCAUACGCCGUCGAGCACAGACGCUAGCACACCAGUAGACGCACCAGCAGACGCAGACGCACGCGCAGACGCAGACGCACACGCAGACGCACAAGCACAAGACACGUCGAAUGCCACACCGCACGUUUCGACAACGCAACCAGAGACGGUGAUUGACGAAGCUACUAGAGACAAAAUCCGUGGCGGUGUGCUGGAAGAUUUGCGCGUGGUACUGAACAAGCUGCCUCGGACGCAUCUAGCGUGUCUGGAUGCCGUGUUUGCGCAUCUGCACAAGCUGGUGCACUCGACGCGAUCGGGAGAAGCCGACAGGAUCUACUGUAACAAGCUUGGGCUUUCGCUGGGGAGCGCUGUGUUGCGGCCGAUGCGAGAAAGUGGGUAUACGCUGGUCUCGCCGAUUGCGACAUUGGUAGUGGUGGAUCUUGUGCAGGACUACGAGCAUAUUUUUCCGCGCGUGCUGGAUGCCAAGAUCAGGCAGAUGCAUCAGGGCGACAAUGCUAGGGCUGCUAGGGGGGUUCCGAUUAGGAAGCGGACUAAACCGGUUGAUGAGCGCAUUUCACGAUCGAGCAUGCGCGCACAUUCCGCGCUCGCGCUCGAGCAGCGGGUAAAGCCCAUCGACCACGCUCAGCCGGCUACUGCUGCUCGUACUGAUUCGGCUGGCGAUCACGAUCACGCCUCCUCU